UAGUACGUACAUUCUCCUGACCUGGGCAUCGGAGGUACCCCAUAAUACCUCGAGCCUUCACUUGGUUUCUCUGGUACAAGUCCGUGAAUGUCGUGAGCAGGAGUGCGGAUCACGUCAUUAACACCCUCUUAUCUCUGCCUGUUUGCUGCCCUUAUACAGAGCAAGUCUCCAAAAAACUUGCAAACGUAUAUCCUCUAUCUAUAUCGGGCCUAUAUGUGGAAUUGGAUUCAAUGAUGGUCGUAAACCGGAUUACCAACAAAUCUCCGCCACCUUGGAGAUAUUAUACUUUGUGGGAUGAUAUUUUACAACUUUGCUUUCAUAUCUCUUUUUCCCAUUCAUCAUCAUGUUUAUAGGGAGGGAAAUGGCUUAGCUGAUGCAGUGGCGAAUCUUGGAGCAAAUGGCCUCAAAGCUUCUUAUUCCCCUAUCUCUCAACUGCCAAGACCCCUAUUGGGACUCUUCAACUUGGACAGAUAAGAAGUUGUUCAUUGCAUCUAAGGAAUGGCACCAACAAUUGAGUCAGUUUAUCUGGGGAAUGGAGGUUUAUCUGAGGGAAAUAAUAAGCGCAGCAACAGGUUUGUCAAGGCAACCUGGAAGAACAAUCUGACAGCACUUGUGGUGGACAAUGUAGAAUUAUGCCGAGUACUGGAGAGGGAAAACCUACGUGCCUAUGGUGUGGAAACGGUAGCUGUGGAGACAGGGGAGGCUGCAGUAGAGCUCGUUGCUUCUGGAUCAACCUUCAAUCUUAUUUUCAUUGACAUAUAUCUGCCUACUAUGAGUGGGCCAGAGGCCGUGAGGCAGAUUCGUGCCAUGGGUGUCCGCAGCAAGAUUAUAGGUCUUACUGCAAUAAUUACUGAAAAAGAUGAGCAAGAUUUUUUUGCAGCUGGAAUUGACGAGUUCUAUGAAAAGCCACUUGAUCCAGAUUGGUUCGUCCCAAUCAUAAGGGAGGUCGACAACCAGAUAUGAAGCAAAUAAAUAUAUACCAAAGUAGAGGACUCAAUUCUCAUGCAGGUCCCAGUGUCGUACCUUCAGUUUCCUUGUUGUAAUCGUUUUCUAUGUUGUUCUGGGAUGUAUUCUGUUGCCAUAGGCAAUUGAAGUACAUCUGCAGAAUUAGUAAUAACAGCAUUAAAAAUGCUAGUCUGUUUCUGUUUCUGUUUGUGUGUCUGUGUCUUUGUCCUUGUCUUUGUUUGUUGAAAGCAUAUAAACGGAAUUGGGUCCUCUUUAAGUUUAAUGCAAAAA
Carya illinoinensis is the source of this 1236-nucleotide messenger RNA. RefSeq names its product two-component response regulator 24-like. Gene Ontology annotation, biological process: phosphorelay signal transduction system. The transcript is spliced from 4 exons. The record is from RefSeq and is a predicted model, not a curated record. Lineage: Eukaryota; Viridiplantae; Streptophyta; Magnoliopsida; Fagales; Juglandaceae. Bases 499 to 963 code for a protein of 154 amino acids.